Molecule: messenger RNA, 1632 nt
Organism: Drechmeria coniospora
Lineage: Eukaryota; Fungi; Ascomycota; Sordariomycetes; Hypocreales; Ophiocordycipitaceae
Product: raffinose family of oligosaccharides transporter
Exons: 1
Coding region: 1-1632 (543 amino acids)
Biological process (GO): carbohydrate transport; transmembrane transport
Cellular component (GO): membrane
Molecular function (GO): carbohydrate:proton symporter activity
Source: RefSeq, a predicted model, not a curated record
AUGAAGGACGUAACCUCCCAGGAGGCGGCGGCCGCCACCGCGGCCGAGCGCAACAUGAGCUUCAUCCAAUCCUUCAAGCUCUACAAGAAGGCCUGUCUGUGGUCCAUCUUCCUCUCCACCUGCAUCGUCAUGGAGGGGUUCGACGUCGUCCUCCUCAGCAACCUGUUCGCCUACCCGCCCUUCCAGCGAAAGUUUGGCGAGCGGCUGCCCGACGGCACCUACGAGCUCACGCCGGCCUGGCAGUCCGGCCUCUCCAACGGCGCGCUCGUCGGUGAGAUCCUCGGCCUCUUCGUCAACGGUAUCAUCGCCGACCGGUUCGGCUACCGCAAGACCCUCAUCGGCUCCCUCUUCGCCUGCAUCUGCUUCAUCUUCAUCAUCUUCUUCUCCGAGACGCUCGUCCAGCUCCUCAUCGGCGAGAUCCUCAUGGGCAUCCCCUGGGGUGUCUUCCAGACCCUGACCACGACCUACGCCGCCGAGGUCUGCCCGACUCACCUCCGCGCCUACCUCACGACCUACGUCAACCUCUGCUGGGUCAUGGGCCAGCUCCUCGCCUCCGGCGUCCUCCGCGCCAUGCUUACCCGCGACGACCAGUGGGGCUACAAGAUCCCCUUUGCCCUCCAGUGGUUCUGGCCGGUGCCCCUCAUCAUCGGCAUCUACCUCGCGCCCGAGUCCCCCUGGUGGCUCGUCCGGCGCGAACGCAUCGCCGACGCCAAGAAGUCGCUCGCCCGCCUGACGACCCGCAACACCGGCCUCGACUUCAAGCCGGACGAGACCGUCGCCAUGAUGGUGCACACCAACAAGAUGGAGAAGGAUCUCCAGGCCGGCACCUCCUACCUCGAUCUCUUCAAGGGCGUCAACCUCCGCCGAACCGAGAUCGUCUGCGGCACUUGGAUCAUCCAGAACCUCUGCGGCUCCUCCUUCAUGGGCUUCUCCACAUACUUCUACAAGCAGGCCGGCAUGGCGACCGAGAACUCGUUCAACAUGACGCUCGCCGGCUACGCCCUCGGCGCCGUCGGCACCAUCCUCUCCUGGUUCCUCAUGGGCCGCUUCGGACGUCGGACCCUCUACUUUGGCGGCCAGGUCGCCAUGUUCACCCUCCUGCUGAGCAUCGGCUUCGCUUCUUUCGCCGGCCGCGAGAACGUUGCCGCCCAGUGGGCCAUCGGUUCCAUGCUCCUCGUCUACACCUUCACCUACGACGCCACCGUCGGUCCCGUCUGCUACUCCCUCGUCUCCGAGCUCACGUCGACCCGUCUCCGCACCAAGUCGGUCGUCCUCGCCCGCAACCUCUACAACCUGGUCGGCAUCGUCGCCAACGUCAUCACCCCGCUCAUGCUGAACCCCUCGGCCUGGAACUGGGGUGCCAAGUCCGGCUUCUUCUGGGCCGCCUCCUGCGGCCUCUGCGCCACCUGGACCUACUUCCGCCUGCCCGAGCCCAAGGGCCGCACCUUUGGCGAGCUUGACAUCCUGUUCGAGAACCACAUCAGCGCCCGCAAGUUCAAGUCGACCUCGGUCGACCAGCUCAGCGUCCCGGGCCACCACGGCGUCGAGAUGGACACGAUAUCGCUCGACAAGGAGAACGGCAAGCGGUUCGAGGAGGUCAUGGUCGAGCGCGUCGACAGCCGAAGACGCUAA